CAUGUGUAUAAAUAGGCAGGUUAAAUGAUGGACGGUUAACAGUUUUAAACGAAUUAUCAACGCGACAGGACACAGAGUGCGGCCAAUAAAAAACGAACGAACAAAAUUCAAUUAAAAGCGCUUUCAUAAAUCAAAUGAAUAUAUAUCACAAUAAACUUUUAUCAAUGAAUUAAAAUACAAAAAUGUUUACAAAUUGGCUAACUGGCACAACGGGUAGUUCCUCCUCCGCCUCGUCGAUAACGUCGUCUUCCGCCGGUACAAUAACAAAUCGUUUACAUGAAACGCCGGUUCAAACACCGAAUGGAUUAUCAUUGGCCGCCAGUGGUUUAAGUGCAACUCUAAAUCCAAAUAUGUUAACAACGCCGCCCGAUGUUAUUCUGGAAGUGGGGCCCGGACCCACAACUAUGCGUUUCAUGGCCCACAGCAUAAUGCUGGGCAUGCAUAGCGGUUAUUUACGCUCCGCAGUACGGUUAGAUGAACGUGGCGCUGGUGCUGCACACUCCCAACACGGUGGAGAUUUUGUAGUGUAUUUAAGCAAUGUUACACCGGAACAAUUUGCCCCGCUCUUAUCCUACAUGUAUACCGGAUAUUUGGAUUUAAAUGUGGAAAAUAUCUUUGGUGUCUUGUUGGCUACUCAUGUCCUGCACAUGCCAAGAGCCUUGGAGAUUUGUAGAUCCUAUUUGGCCCGUGCCCAAGCUGAGGGCUAUUUUGGCAAUAGUAAUACGACUCUUUCAAAUCCGCUCAACAAUACAGCCACCAGCCUUGCUAGCCAACAAGCGCCGAAAAUUAUUAGACCAAUUGCGAGUAAACCACAAUUGGCCAAUUUUGGAUUUUUACCAAUAGGACAUACUAUGCCCGUAACACCCUCAUUGAAUUGUCGCACCUCGACAAUAACGUCAGGUUGCAGCAACAAUGCCUCGGCCAUCUCCGCCACAAUAUCGACACCUAUGGGAAAAAUUCUCGAAAUGGAAACAAAUAAAGGCGAUGAAGGCGGUGACAUUGAAGUUGAUGAAUUAGAUCGACAAUCAAUGACGUCCAAGGGACGUAACUAUGCCCCCCCAUCGGCAAUUGUCACAAACAAUGUUCCUCCCACUCACGAGGAUGACGAUGAGGAUGUGGAAGUUUUUAUCGACACAACUUCGGAAGAUGCUGAUGUAGUUGUUGAAUGUGAUAUACAACAAAAAAUAUCCUUCAAAAAUCAAAAUCAUAAAAUUGCAAAUACUGGCAAGGAGUCUGCGGCAGCGGCGGCCUCCUCACAUCACUCCAGCUCGCAUGGACACAAUAGGAGACAUGAUAAAACACACAAGAAAUCAUCACACAGCAGAUCAGAUAAACGCCGAAAGUCUGGCAACAACAAUUCGUUGUCCUCGACGGGCCUGCAAGUGGCCAAGGCUCCCAUACCAGCCUCACAACUGGAUACUUCAGAGGCCAAUAAGGUGAUUAUUGAUGUGGCCAGUUGUGAUGGCCCGGUGCGUUUCAAACGUAUACUCAACACAGCCUACGGCCAUAAACCAGAAACAUGUUCAGCUGCAGCAGCAGGCGCUGCUAAUCACCAUCACAUGAAUGUGACACCCGGCCAAGAACGUUCCCUACAAAGCGUUUCCUUGUCCUUUCAUCAACAAAUGGCAAAAACCAUUAGCCAACAGCAACACCUCAACAAUGCCGAAGAAUCCGAGAAUAGUGAGACAUCAAAUGGCAGUAUUGGCACUGGGAACAAUGGGGGUGUUGGAGGAGGUGGUGUUGCUGGCGCUCCGAAACUUGGCCGUAAAAUACAAAACGAAAUUUUCGUUUGUGUCUACUGUAAACACACAUUCAAAUCACAAUACUGUUAUCAGAAACAUGCUAAGCGCCAUCUAAAUCCAUUAACCUUACAAGCUACUUGUGUUCCCCCGCCUGAAAAAAGGACCCUCAAUGAUGAGAGCAGUUCGACAAUGACCACGACAGCAGCGGCAUCAUCAUCUUCAUCGCUUAUGGCCACAACGGAACAACAAUCAUCAUCAAAUUUACAAAAAAUACGACCAUUUGUGUUGAGGAAUUCCGGAAUGAGUGGACAGCAAUCAGGCGGCGCCGGCGGUGGCAGUAGUAGCGCUGACUUUUUAAGACGCGAAGUUCGUCCCUUGGAUAUGAAUGUACAAUAUUAUCCGUGCAAGACGUGUGGCUGUAAAUUUCCCAGUUACUAUUUUGUACACAAACAUCGUAAAAUGUGUCAUGCCGAGGAGGAGGCAGCUGCCGCUGCGGUAGCAGUCCAACAAAAUGUCAAUGGCAAUAAUGGUGGUGCUGGUACUGGUACAUCAUCAUUGGAAGAAUCAGCACAGACAGCCAAUGAGGACGACAAUCAUCACAUGGAUGAAGAGACAAAGGAGAAAAACUAAACUUUGCAAGACGAGAUCAAUUGAAAAAGAAAAGAAAAAAAUACAAAAGGAAAGUAAAAAUUAAAACACACACAUAUCGAGCUUUAGCAUUAAAUGUCAAAACAAAACCAAGGAAGAGGAUAUCUAUUUCUAUGAAACGCACGAAUUUAGUUAAAAUAGCUAUAAUAAAAUAUAAAUUAUUUCAAAGAACAAUUUAUUUAUAAAAAAAAAGAAAUUGAUCUAAUAAAUUAAAAAUAUUUAAUUUGAGUUACAUUAAAAUUAAUUACAAUAUAUGAAGUAUAUUAAUUAAUAAAGAUAGGUUAACACUUUCAGAAAGUAAAAUAUGUUAAAUGUUCAUUCCAUGGUACAAUAAAAUUGUGCCAUGGUUCACCCCUUACAAAACAAAACCUUAAAUGUUAAACA
Molecule: messenger RNA, 2774 nt
Organism: Musca domestica (house fly)
Lineage: Eukaryota; Metazoa; Arthropoda; Insecta; Diptera; Muscidae
Exons: 2
Coding region: 183-2372 (729 amino acids)
Biological process (GO): regulation of transcription by RNA polymerase II
Molecular function (GO): DNA-binding transcription factor activity, RNA polymerase II-specific; RNA polymerase II cis-regulatory region sequence-specific DNA binding; protein binding
Source: RefSeq, a predicted model, not a curated record